Messenger RNA from Neltuma alba, 892 nucleotides. RefSeq lists its product as uncharacterized. Lineage: Eukaryota; Viridiplantae; Streptophyta; Magnoliopsida; Fabales; Fabaceae. The coding region runs from base 263 to 721 and encodes 152 amino acids. The record is from RefSeq and is a predicted model, not a curated record. The transcript is spliced from 2 exons.
UCCAUUAUUCUUUUUCUGCUUUUAACUAAUUGCAGUUUUUUGGCCCCAAAAAGAGUGAAAAACUAACCACAUCACAAUUUGAAAACUUCAAGCAUUGACCCCUAUGUACAUGCAAGACGAGAGUCCCCUGUUUCGUCCACGUAGCAAGAACGUGUCCGAUCUUGAGAACCCAGACUCUGCAAAUUACGUGCCGAAGUGAAAAUUUCUUUCCUUUUCACUUCUCUUUUCUUUGGUACUUAUCCCCCUAGAAAGAAGCAGCAUCAUGAUGGCAAAUUUAAGCAGAAACGCUGUGCUUCUAUUUCUUCUCUUCUUCAUCGUGGUGGUUCUUCAAUUCCAGAUCGCCGUUCAACAAGGCGGCGCCGGCCACCCUGUCGUUCAAGAUGAACAAGGAUACCCCCUCUUACAUAAGUAUGUUCUGGAUACUGUUUCCCUACUCAAAAAGUCUCACAAAAGCUCGUGGGAGAAGGUCAAAUCUGUAAUCCAUGACCUUCAGAUGAAGUUCUCUCCUCCAAAUUUGGAUUUCCGGGGAGCGAAGGAGGCCCAAAGUGAUGGAAUGAAAGAAGCAGCAGAGAAGAGCUUCCAUAAAAGCAAAGAGACAGUGAAGGAAUCUGCAAAAUCUGCAGCAGAAAUGAUUGGAGAUGCAGUUCACAAGACCGCACAAAAAGUGAAGGCUCCUUCCUCUGCCUCUGCCUCUGAGCGAGAGUCUGAUUCAGAGCUUUAAAUCUUUUUGUCACACACACACACACACUUACACACUUAUUUAAUCAGUAGAAAACGAUAAUGUGAAACAAUCUGUUUAUCUUGAAGCUUCUGUUACCUUUCCAAAUUUCAUCCUUAUCCAAACAUGCCUAUGAUUGAACCACUCUAUUGAACAACAAGAAGCUUAAUUUUA